This is a messenger RNA of Sorghum bicolor (sorghum), 2439 nucleotides long. Its product is annotated as dystrophia myotonica WD repeat-containing protein. Bases 266 to 1963 code for a protein of 565 amino acids. The record is from RefSeq and is a predicted model, not a curated record. The transcript has 11 exons. Gene Ontology annotation, molecular function: protein binding. NCBI's taxonomy places the organism in Eukaryota, Viridiplantae, Streptophyta, Magnoliopsida, Poales, Poaceae.
AAGCAGUUAUUCAUCGUCGUCUCGUCUCGGACUCUCGCCUCUCGGUCUCUUCUCCCAAAUCGGGCCAGCCACCCAGCCAGCGGCCACCGCUCUUCGACCCCUCCACUUCACCGCCGCCGCCGACGCCGCCUAGAUCCGUCUCCGCCUCCGGGAAGACCUACUCGCGCUCCCCUAGUCCCCGGGGACCGGCGCGGAGCCGGCGGAGUUAGCGGCGGUAGGGUUGCGGCUGGGAAUUGCUUGCGGGGACGCAGCGGUGGCGCCUGGCAUGGCGGGGGCGCCCGGGGUGGGGCCGGGCGCGGGUGCCGGUGCGGGUGCGGGAGGGGGUGGCGGCGCCGCGGCGGGGCUCAAGACCUACUUCAAGACGCCCGAGGGGAGGUACAAGCUGCAGUACGAGAAGACGCACUCCGCGGUGCUGCACUACAGCCACGGCGGCAAGACCGUAUCCCAGUUGACAGUGGCAUACCUCAAGGAGAAGCCUGCUAGCCAGGGCUCCCAGCCAUCAACGCCAAGCUCCAGCAGUGGGAUGCGGUCUGCGGCAGCAAGGCUGCUGGGCAGUGGGAAUGGGAGCAAGGCGCUUAGCUUUGGCGGCAGCAAUGGCGCUGGCCGGGCUGUUGCUGGAAGCAGCCGUAUAGGAGGAGGAGGAGGCCUUGGUACAUCUACAGGCCUUGGUGGAUCACAAGGUGCCACAAAUUAUGAUGGCAAGGGUACAUAUAUUGUAUUCAAUGCUGCUGAUACGCUAUUCAUCAGCGAUCUCAAUUCUCAGGAGAAGGAUCCACUAAAGUCCAUCCAUUUCAGCAACUCAAACCCACUGUGCCAUGCAUUCGACCCAGAGGCCAAAGAGGGGCAUGACCUGAUCAUUGGGAUGGGAUCAGGGGAUGUCUAUUCAAUGUCGCUGAGGCAACAGUUACAAGAUCCUGGAAGAAAACCAGUGGCAGCUCUACAUUACAAUAAGGGUGAUAAAGAUGUCUCGCCCAAUGGAAGUCGGUGCACUUCUGUCGCAUGGGUGCCAGAGCGUGAAGGCAUUUUCGUCAUUAGCCAUUCUGAUGGAAAUUUGUACGUGUAUGAUAAAAACAAGGAUGGGAACACAGACUGUACGUUUCCAGCUGUGAAGGAUCAAUCCCAGUUUAUGGUUGCACAUGCAAAGUCGAGUAAGAGCAACCCAGUUGCUAGAUGGCAUAUAUGUCAAGGUUCGAUCAAUGCGAUUUCCUUUUCACCAGAUGGCGCAUACUUGGCGACUGUUGGGAGAGAUGGUUAUUUGAGAGUUUUUGAUUUUUCAAAGGAACAACUAAUAUUUGGUGGAAGAAGUUAUUAUGGUGCACUGUUGUGUUGCACUUGGAGCUCGGAUGGAAAAUAUCUAUUAACAGGUGGUGAAGAUGAUCUUGUGCAGGUAUGGGGCAUGGAUGAUAGAAAGAUAGUUGCUUGGGGUGAAGGACAUAAUUCAUGGGUUAGUGGAGUUGCUUUUGAUUCAUAUUGGUCCCCACCAAGUUCUGAUGGAAAUGGAGAAAAUGUCUAUCGUUUUGGUUCUGUUGGUCAGGACACCCAACUACUUCUGUGGGACCUGGCACUGGACGAGAUUGUUGUCCCACUACGGCAUCCUUCAAGUGCCUCACCGACAUUUAGCAGUGGGAGCCCUUCCGCGCACUGGGACAAUGCAUGCCCUCCGACAGGUGUUCUGCAACCUUCUCCUAGAAUGCGAGACGUCCCCAAACUCUCGCCCCUUGUUGCCCACCGAGUACAUGCUGAUCCCCUAUCUGGCGUGGUGUUCACCAAUGAAUCAAUCCUCACCAUCUGCCGUGAGGGCCUCGUCAAAAUCUGGGUUCGACCAGACCAGAGUGAAAACAAUCAACAAUCAAAUCCUUCAGAGUUUGUUUUAGGCCCUGUCUCAAAGGAUAGGGCGAUCACAUCUUCGAAUAAAGCAAGUAGCUCCAGCUUCAAGAAGCCAUCGUCUGUUCUUGUUGCAUGACGAAUCAACAGGAUGAUUCUUGUGGGUAUUUCUGCUUAACGUGGCAUCAGUGGACAUGGAUCUUACUUAUUCCAUGAUUGAUGGCACGUGAAACUUCAAGGGGAGGCUGCAAGUAUUGAAGGUGAGCAUUUGUUUGUAGAUGUUCCCAGGAAGCAGGGCCAGUGUUGCCGGUUUUGUGGCAUGGAAGAAUAAUGGGAUAUGCUCUUGUACAGACACAUAAAAUUGUAUAAAUUCACUGUGGCCGUUCCAUAGUCAUACCCACCAAAAGAUGAUUGGACGCGACCAUGUAUCCAUUUUAGCUGGUAGAUAUGGUAUCCUUAAGCUUUGUUACUUCUAGGAGGCUUGUAAUUAUGAUUUAUGAAUCAUGAUAUUUAAGGGAUGCUCCAGUCUUGCCUGUAAGUUUUGUUACUAUUUCCUUCUGCAUUUUGUCAAUUAUUAUAGUGGAAAACCAUCACCCCUUGUAUAUUGUUUUUAUU